Messenger RNA from Astyanax mexicanus (Mexican tetra), 2849 nucleotides. It is a transcript of the gene hmx1, whose product is annotated as H6 family homeobox 1. NCBI's taxonomy places the organism in Eukaryota, Metazoa, Chordata, Actinopteri, Characiformes, Acestrorhamphidae. Gene Ontology annotation, cellular component: nucleus. The record is from RefSeq and is a predicted model, not a curated record. Gene Ontology annotation, biological process: regulation of transcription by RNA polymerase II; negative regulation of DNA-templated transcription. The coding region runs from base 406 to 1170 and encodes 254 amino acids. The transcript has 2 exons. Gene Ontology annotation, molecular function: DNA-binding transcription factor activity, RNA polymerase II-specific; RNA polymerase II transcription regulatory region sequence-specific DNA binding.
AAACAGGUGGAAAAACAAAACACCGCUCCACUUAAUUUUGAUUCGCUCCCUAAUUGACCCAAAUAAAUCGUUCACUGCCAGGGUUUCCUCCGACCCCGAGGCACUAUCAAACACACACACCGAGAGGGGGGUAAUUCACGGCCACUAAUACCCCCUUGCUCGAUCAGUCUAAACACCGUCCAAUAGCAGUAAUACCCUACACCCGUUUAGGGGUUAGGAUCUUGACUCGACGUCGGUUUUCCUCGUGCAGUAGCAGCGCUCGAUCCUCGUCGAAAAGCCAUGCAUGUUGUGCGGACGAUCCCGGCCGCGUUGCUUUUCGUGUGAGAUAAACACGCACAACCUGCGUGCGACCUCGUUAGUGGGAAUUACAAAAGAGCUGGAUUUGAGAGCAAAAAAAAAAAAAAGAUGCACGAGAAAAUUCCAGAGAGUCGGACCCCGACGCCCCCGAGAAGUUCCUCGUUCUUCAUUGAAAAUCUUCUGGGCUCCGGUCGCGACGAGCCGCAUAGCCGGGACAUCGAUACCGAGCGGGGAUUGAGAGGGACGGUUCUACGGGGCAGCUGGACAUCGGUACAUCCACGCGGAGAGGCGAAUACGAGCUCCGGCUCAUCCUCGUGCUGGCAGCCCGCGAGCCUCGGUGCUCUGCAGCGAUCUGACAGCCCGAGAGAAGGCACGCGAAGCUCGGAUGAGCACUCCGACUCGGUGUCCAGCGACUGUGACUCUCCGGUGCUCCCGGAGGCCGGGCGGAGUCGCGAGGAUGCGGAGCCCGAGGCGGGGGAAGCGAGCCUGGCGCGGCGGAAGAAAACGCGCACGGUGUUCUCGCGCAGUCAGGUGUUCCAGCUCGAGUCCACGUUCGACGCCAAGCGCUACCUGAGCAGCUCAGAGCGCGCGGGCCUCGCCGCCUCGCUCCGCCUCACCGAGACCCAGGUUAAGAUCUGGUUCCAGAACCGCAGGAACAAGUGGAAGCGGCAGCUGCACGCGGACCUGGAGGCCGCAGCCGCCGCGGCCGCUGCCGCCUCGCACGCGCCUCAACGAGUUGUGCGCGUGCCCGUGUUGUAUCGCGAGAGCUAUCCGGCGCCGGUAACCGGGCUCGCGGACGCUGUGAGCUUCCCGCUCACGUCCCUCGCGCAUUCUAUGAACGUUCUGAGGGCACAGAUGACCGGACUGGUGUGAACUGAACUAAACGGGGGGGAACUCACACAGGACUGAUGCAUUCAGGGGUGAUGGGCCAUUAGUGAAGUAUGUUGGGAAAUAUGAGACAUAUAGACAUAUGUGACUAUUGGGUAAUACAGGAACGUGUGGUGUGUAUUAUUGGCAAUAGGGCUGGACAAUAAUUCAAUAUCAAAAUAUAUAUCAAUAUCAAAUGUUUCAAUAAUCAUGAUAUAAUUUGCAUUACACGAUCUGGCCAAUUUGUUUUUCAAAAGUCUUUUUAUAUAUAAGCUAUCCAUUUCAGAAGUAUAUUGUAUCAACCAAAUUAAAAAAUAUAUUAUGAUAUCAAUUUACAUCCAGCCCUAACUGCAACUCAAGUAUUAAAGUAUGUUUAGUAGGUAACUGAAUAAACAGUGCUUUUAUGUCACACUACCAAACACAGCAUACAAUAUUGUCAUUAUACUACUAUACAAGAGAACAUUCAGGUGAAAUGGGCCAUCAGAAAUAUAGUACAAACUGUUUCAGUAUUAUUAUUAUUCAGUAUUAUGGGUGUGUAAAUGUGUAAAGUGUGCAGGACAAAGUGUGGGGUGACAUGUGUGUUUGAUAAUAUGGAACAGUGCGUUUGAUAACAUGGGCGAGUGUGUUUGGUAUAGUAUUGAACAGUGUGUAGGUUUUUAUGGGAGUGUGUAUGUAUGAUACUAGAGAGUCGUUUGGGAAUAUCAGACAGUGUGUUUGAUAGCAUAGGAGGGUGUGUUUAGUUAUAAAGUAGAGUGUGUAUGGGAAUGCGUGUUUGGUAAUAUUGGACAGUGUGUUAGUUAAUAUAGGAGUGUGUGUGUUUAUAAAUAUAGUAGAGCGUGUUUAUGGGUAUAUGGGCGAGUGUGUUCAGUAAUAUAGAAGAGUGUGUAAAAGCGAAUAUAGGCGAGUGUGUUUGGUAAUAUAGUAGAGUGUGUAGUGUGUUUGGUAAUAUAGUAGAUAUAUGUAUAUGGGAAUAUGGACAAGUGUGUUUGGUAACAUGGGUGAGUGUAUAGUAGAUUGUGUGAAUGGGAUUAUGGGACAGUGUGUUUGGUAACGGAUGAGUGUGUUUAGUAAUAUAGUAGAGUGUGUAUAUGGGAAUAUGGACAAGCGUGUUUGGUAACAUGGGUGAGUGUAUAGUAGUGUGCGUGAAUGGGAUUAUGGGACAGUGUGUUUGGUAACGGAUGAGUGUGUUUAGUAAUAUAGUAGAGUGUGUAUAUGGGAAUAUAGGCAAGUUUGUUUGCUAAAAUGGGCGAGUAUGUUUCAUAAUAUAUUAGAGUGUGUGAAUGGGAUUAUGGGACAGUAUGUUUGCUAACAUGGAUGAGUUUGUUUUGUAAAAUAGUAGAGUGUAUAUACAGGAAAAUGGGUGAGUGGGUUUAUAUAUGUAAGUCUGUUCAGCAAUAUAUUAAUUUACAGUAGUUUGUAAGAAAUUAAAAAACAUAAAGGUUUUAUAAUUCAUCCAUCAUGUGUGAACCUAUAUAUUAUCACAUAUUAUUUAUAUAUUAUGUAUUACCAAAGACACUGUCCCAUUAUACCUCACACAUUGUCCUUCUGUACCCAACACACUGUGCUAUACACUGUUAUACGCCAGUAUGAUGGACAUAUCUUUCUUUCUUUCAGUAACUGUUAUAAAUAACGGUCUGUUCACAUCAUUAGCUUUUUAUUUUCACACCAUAUGAAAGAAUCCAGUC